Cotesia congregata is the source of this 1062-nucleotide messenger RNA. NCBI's taxonomy places the organism in Eukaryota, Metazoa, Arthropoda, Insecta, Hymenoptera, Braconidae. The record is from the annotation of a GenBank genome assembly.
AUGUCCUCGCCGUCUCGGACUCAGCUGGACGAAACAGCUGUAGAGAAUUUUCGCGAGUAUCUGCGGAUUCCUUCUGUUCAGCCAAAUGUUAAUUACGAUGAUUGUGUUGCGUUUCUACGUCGUCAAGCACAAAGCUUGGACUUGCCUAUCAAAGUCUACGAGCAUUACAAAGGAAAGCCGAUUGUUGUCAUCACCUGGGUAGGUACUGACCCAGCAAUAUCCGCGGUGUUGCUCAACAGUCACAUGGACGUAGUUCCUGUUUUUGCUGAUAAAUGGACUUAUCCGCCAUUCAGCGCAGAAAUGGACGACAAAGGGGACAUUUACGCUCGUGGCUCUCAGGACAUGAAGUGUGUUGGUAUCCAGUACAUUGAGGCGAUAAGACGCAUGAAGAUGAAUGGGUUGCGCUUCAAGCGUACAAUCCACAUGUCUUUUGUCCCUGAUGAGGAGAUUGGUGGGGUUCUUGGCAUGGAAGCUUUUGUCAACACUGCUGACUUUAAAGCUUUGAACGUUGGCUUCGCUUUGGAUGAAGGCGUCGCGUCACCUGAAGAGACCUUCUACAUGUUCAAUGGCGAGAGAGCCAUUUGGCAUAUCAAAGUCAUUUGUCCCGGUCACCCGGGUCAUGGAUCUUUGUUGCUGCCUAACACUGCUGGUGAAAAGCUCCGGGUUAUUAUUGAUCGGUUCAUGGAUCUCAGGGCUGAUCAGAAAGCUAAGCUUGAUACUGGCAAUUAUAUGCCUGGAGAUGUCAUGUCGGUCAAUCUCACCAAGCUUUCAGGUGGCGUUCAAGCGAAUGUUAUUCCGGAGCAGUUAACUGCAGUGUUUGAUGUUCGGAUCCCGCCGACUGUCGAUCAUGCAGAAUUUGAGCAGACCAUUCUCAGCUGGUGUCGUGAAGCCGGUGAAGGAGUUUUCGUCGAGUAUGAACAGAAAAAUCCUAAAAUUGAAAGUACUAAAUUGGAUGAUAAUAAUCCUUUUUGGCUGGCGUUCAAGAGUGCAAUUGAUAAGCAUGUUUUUCUACGUGGAAUUGAAAUUUACAUGGAUAUUAUUCCAUCAGUGGCUAAUGUUUAG